Molecule: messenger RNA, 2361 nt
Organism: Cuscuta epithymum
Lineage: Eukaryota; Viridiplantae; Streptophyta; Magnoliopsida; Solanales; Convolvulaceae
Source: the annotation of a GenBank genome assembly
AGGUUGAACUUGAUGUUGCAAACGGUGUAAAUGUGGACGAAACAGUGAGGUGGUUAGCUAAGAAACCCAACACAACUGUCAGUAUAUACUCGGGUUAUACUGUUAAUGGUUAUAACUUUGCCACUAAAGCCCGAGAUUCAAACCGUGUUACGCAAAACAGUGGAAUUUGCCUUGAGGCAGAUUCAGUACGAGUGUCGAGUUAUACAAAUAACAGUCCUUUAAUGGCAUCCACAAAUUUUUAUGGUGUGCUCGAUGAAAUUUGGGUGCUUCACUACCUCAUGACCAAGAGGGUCGUAUUCAAGUGUGAUUGGGUUGAUGGUAGGCACAUAACUAAAGAUAAACUGGGCUUCACAAUAGUAGAUCUGAAAAAACUUGGUCAUAAAAAUGACCAGUUCAUUUUACCAUCUCAUGCCAAACAAGUCUUUUACGUUAAAGAUCAACUUGAUAAUAGAAAAUCAGUUGUUUGUUCAGUUGGUCAAAGGGUGAGUAAUAGUUUACAUGAUGCGUCAGAAGAUAUGGUUAUACAUGAACCUCUAACUCUAAAGUAUCCAACACCGCUCAUUAAUGAGGAGAAUCCAGAUGAUGAGGACAUUUAUAAUAGAGUAAUAUGUGAUGCACCUAUGUGAUCACAUAACCAGUUAUGUCUGCUGCUGAAGAAGAUCUGAAUGACUGGGAAACUGAGGAGGAAGAAGAUAAGUAUGUUGCGAGACCGUGUAGGAGACAAAAGACAAAGAAGAAACUUUUGCUCAAGAAGGCUAGUGAUGACAAAGUGAUUGUCCAGGCAAAUGAGUUUGGUGUUCUUUCAGGUGAUGGCUGGACUGAGUUGGCCAAUUAUAUAGGAGUUGUAGUUAGAGAUAAUGUGUCGAUACUAUUUGAUGAUUGGAGACUAGUAAAAGAUCAACAGAAAGAGAAGCUAUGGAAGCAUAUUAAGAAAUUGUUUGUCGUGAGUCCUAAGGGUAAGAAGCAAGUUUUGAGUACAAUGGGAGUAGCUUUGAGGAAUUUCAGGUCUACCUUAAGGAAUGAAUUCAUCUUCCCGCACAAGGACAAUUUGAAGAUGUUGCGCUUACCUCCAAAAGAGUACGAGCACAUACCCACUGAUGAGUGGAAACUGUUUGUCCUGAAAAGUUUCAAAGCAGAAUUUUUAGCAAAGAGCAACAAGGGGAAAGCAAGAAGAAAGAAGAACAAGUAUAACCACAGGUUGGGGUCAUCCGGCUAUAGUGGUUUAUUGAAGAGGAAGAUAAAGGAACUUGGAGCUAGCUUGAAGGAUCUUGAUCGGGCUGAUACAUGGCUAUUGGGCAGACAAAAGAAAGAUGGUGGGUACGAUGAGGAGGUGAAAGAAGUUGCUGAAAAGAUAAAGGAGUUGAAGGCUAAAGUGGAGGAAGGGUCAUUUGUGCCAUGUGGCUCAAAUGACAUUAUGGCUGCCGCUUUGGAUAAAAAGCCCAAUGGAAGUAGAAUCCAAGGAGUGGGUCACUUCAUUACUCCCACCAUGUACUUUCACAUGCCGAUUGGUGGAGUUGAAGAGAAGGACGUUGAGAAGAAACUUUGUGAUCGAAGGUAUGAUAUGAUGAUAAAGCGUCUUGAUGAACUGAAAGCUGAAGUGAGGCAGUAUGCUUGUAGUGAUAUAGGCAGUUGUAGUGUUCAAGCAAAGUCUACGACAUCUCCAAAACGAAAAAGAAAGGCUACUACAGAGGUCGAGAAGCACGUUACUCCCUUGAAAAAACAGCACUUAGUUUCCAGAAAAUCUCCAAGACGUGUCUCUAAAGAGACUGAAUCUAAAACUCAAGUAGCCAAAGAUGAAGAGCAAGAUCAUGAGGUUAAACGACUAUCAAGAAAAAAGAAGAAUGGGAAAAAAAAGGUUAAAGAUGUUGAAGUUGAAGAUGUGAGAGACAAUAUAGAUGAUUGGGAAGCAGAAUUAGGGAGAUAUAUGGAAGAAGAGUGUGAAGAAAAACAACAAGGGCUUGCAAGUCAAAGUCCCAAAAAACCGCCCCAGCAUUUCAUCGAAAAUCAUGAUCCUACAUUGGUUGAGAAACAAGUAGAGGAUGUAAGGGAAGAAUUGGAGGAUCAAGGGGUUGUCAUCAUCAAGGAAAAAAACAGGCCUGCAAUGAAGAAAAAGGUUGCGCCUUCAAGAAAGCUAAAUAUGCAAAGAACGACGAGGUCUGUGAUGGAAAAGAGAAAAGAACAAAGCGUUCAAUUGAAGAUGUUCUCUGUUUUUAUUGAGGGAUGCCUCGGAGAUGGCUACCCAAUCAAUCACGAUGAAGAAGUGUUUGGAUUCUCAACAAAAUCUUCCUUUAAUAAGGAUGUGUGCAGAAUUGUUAUAAACUGUGAGAGAGUUUCAAAUUCUGUCAUAGAAAUUUGGUGCAA